This is a messenger RNA of Dunckerocampus dactyliophorus (ringed pipefish), 2348 nucleotides long. It is a transcript of the gene ttll3, whose product is annotated as tubulin tyrosine ligase-like family, member 3. NCBI's taxonomy places the organism in Eukaryota, Metazoa, Chordata, Actinopteri, Syngnathiformes, Syngnathidae. Bases 162 to 2348 code for a protein of 728 amino acids. Gene Ontology annotation, molecular function: protein-glycine ligase activity, initiating. Gene Ontology annotation, cellular component: cilium. The transcript has 14 exons. The record is from RefSeq and is a predicted model, not a curated record. Gene Ontology annotation, biological process: cilium assembly; protein polyglycylation; cilium movement.
GGAAUUAGAAUAUGCGCAUCUGAGUAGAUGUCAAGAGUGGGACAUUUCUGACACAGGUUUCACCGCCAGGGCACACCUUGCAUCCGCUUGAUUGCACAACAGUUUUGUUUCCAGAAAACCAAAACAAAAAGCAGUUUUGAGUGGAGACAUUCUGUGCCAUAAUGUCAGCCGUGACUCCGGCCAAUGGGAAGGUGCAUUGCAGUAUCACUCCCAGCCUUCCAGCUGCCAGGCCUAACAAGGUGAAAACAGCCAAAGCCCUGGCAGAAAAAGCAGUCAAGAUGCAAAAAGUGUUUACUAUAGUGGGCCGCUAUCCUGUCAUCCGGGCUGGCUUACAGGCCAGAGGGUGGGUGGAACGUCAAUUGCCCAAUGCAGGCCAGGAAAGCGCUUCCCACCAGGGUGACAGGGAGAAGGAUGAAGAUGAUGGCACCGCUGUAGUAGAUAAUGCUGCUGGGAUAAAAGAUAGAGGAGAUGAAAGCGCAGAAGCGGAGAACAUUAAUGACAUAUACAGCCUCUUGUCUCGCCUCGUUCGGAAUGAAAGGACGUAUUUCUACUGGACCCCACGAAACGACUCUAUUGACUGGCGCACCUUACGCCCUGACCAAGUGACCAAUCACUACACUAACACUGGACCCUUUACCACCAAGGUGGGGCUCUGUGUCAACCUGCGUAAUCUGAAAUGGUUUGACACAGCGGAUCCCGACACCUUCUUCCCGAGAUGUUACAGGCUCGGGGCGGAGGAUGAGAGGCAUGCGUUCAUCGAUGACUUCAGGAGAACGGCAUGCAGUAGUCUGCUGAAGCAUGUGGUCGAGACCAGCACAAGGACAAAAGGAGCACAAGAUGAGAAGGACAAAGCUGAAAGCAACGCUCAAGGUCAAACCAGAAAUUCAACAUUCAGAAUUUUCAGCGCAGCAGUGAUCAGUACAGCCUUGCAUCAUUGUCAGGAGUUUCUGAACAUCUUAGCACACAGUGACAUUGAUGUGACCGUGAAGACCGUUGCCGCCGUGGAGGAGAAGCACUGGAAUCACUUUCUACAAAAUUACUACAUGGUUGUGCAUAAAGGUGCAUCCAUCAGAGGCAGUGCAGAGUUUGUGAGCCGCUGCAAGGCCAUGUUGGUCCGAAUGCAGGAAGUUUGCCCUCAGCUGGACAUUGAUGGAGUCAAUAACAUCUGGAUUAUCAAACCAGGAGCAAUGUCAAGAGGAAGAGGUAUCGUUUGCAUGAAUCGUCUAGAGGACAUUUUAGCGCUGGUGGACUCUGACAGAGCCAUGGUGAAAGAUAGCAAGUGGGUGGUUCAGAAGUACCUGGAGCGCCCCCUGCUGGUCAAAGGCACCAAGUUUGAUGUGCGGCAGUGGUUCCUCGUCACCGACUGGAACCCACUGACCGUCUGGUUCUACAGGGAGUGCUACCUGCGCUUCUCCACUCAGCCCUACUCCACAAAAAACCUUGAUAGCUCGGUCCACCUGUGCAACAACUCCAUCCAAAAGCACUUCCAGCCAUCACGUGAGCGCCACCCAAGCGUGCCCAAGGACAACAUGUGGUCCUGCUCUGACUUUAAGACAUUUCUGCAGCAGCAGGGCCGUGAGUCCAAGUGGGAGACCCUGGUGGUGCCGGGCAUGCAGCAAGCUGUGGUCCACACCUUGCAGACAGCCCAGGAAAAGGUGGAGCACCGCAAGGCAAGCUUUGAGUUAUACGGCGCUGACUUUAUGUUGGGCAACGAUCUGAGGCCUUGGCUUCUUGAGGUCAACGCCAGUCCCACCAUGGCCUGCACCAGUGUGGUGACGGCUCGCCUCUGCCCCUCCGUGCAGCUGGACACUCUGAGGGUGGUGCUGGACAGACGAAACAACCCUAACGCCUACACAGGAGGCUUCCAGUUGAUCUACAAACAGCCUGCAGUAGAACCUCCGCAGUUUUUAGGCGUGAACUUGUUCGUGGAAGGAACACACAUCAGGAGACCUAAACCUACAAUUCGCAGACAAAGACUUGCUUCUGCGAGGCCUUGUUUGACCCAGUCCUCAAGAGUCCACACUUCUCCAGAGCAGAGCGAAACUACGACAACGAUGCCAACAAGUGUACGUCGAACCAACAUAUGUGAGAGCACGCAACAGCCCAGGAGUUUGCAAGAGAAAAGGCAACCAACACCACCCUCUCCAAGGAGGGACCAGCAGAAAAGGACAGAGGUCCACAGUGUCAAUGUGGUGUUUGAACAACGUGUGAUAGAGAGCCACAGUGAACCCAGGAGAAGACCCCAACGUUUGUGUGUGCGUCGUGGCGGCAGCGGGGCUCCACCAGCCCUGCGGAACUUCUCCGCAGAAGGUGCCACAGUCUCGGUGAUCAAACAAGCCAGGAAAUGA